This is a messenger RNA of Funneliformis caledonium, 836 nucleotides long. The record is from the annotation of a GenBank genome assembly. Lineage: Eukaryota; Fungi; Glomeromycota; Glomeromycetes; Glomerales; Glomeraceae.
CAAAUGAAGCAAAUGUUUCGAAUUUGAGUUCAAGUUCUGAUACUGAUUCCAGUUCAAUGCUUACUUCUACUUCUGAAAGUGAAUAUCUUGAGUCGCUAAAGGGUAUUGAAUCUGCUAUGUUCGAUGACACUUUAACCGAAUUUUUAAAAAGAUCCGAAGAUAAAACAUCAAGUGAAUCUUCAUUCGACGAUAUAACCAAUUCACCUCUACCUUUUAACGAUAGUUAUACAAGUUCAAGUUCUAAGCAUUCUAGUAUAGAUGAAGAAUUAUCAUUGAGCCCCAGUAUUAAUGAUUUUUCUGAUUCAAAUGAAUCUUUUUUUGAUAAUAAUGAUAAUGAAGAUAAUAUAAAAUUAUCAAAUGAAAUGGCAUGUGUUCUGAGGUUAUUCAAAGUUAAAUCAAGUUGCAAUUUGACAGAUGAAACCUUUCAACAAAUAAUGCUAGCGAUCAAUGGAGAUGAUAUAAGUCAAUAUAAAAUCAAGAAGACACUAAAAUCUAUUGUGAAAUUAGAGCCAACAUGGAUUGAUAUGUGUAUUAAUUCCUGUUGUGCUUAUACUAAACAAUAUAAGCAUCAUAUCCAAUGUGAUUUUUGUAAUGAACCAAGGUUUCAUAAUACAAAAAGUGAAAAAUGUAUUUCACGCCGCCAGGUAGCAUAUUUUUCAAUUAAAGACUGGCUCAUUAUUCAAUACAAAGAUCCAGAACGUUCUAAUGAAUUAAGGUAUCGUGCAAGUUAUACUUAUCAUCAAGAUUUCAGCUCAGAUGGAAAAAUUGGAGAUAUAUUUGAUGGAGAACGGUAUCAAAAACUUUUAUCCAAUGGAUUUUUUCAGGAUGAACGAGAC